ACGACGUUUCGCUGCAUUUUCCUUUCAACAUUUUGAACAAAUUAAAUUCUCCCACAAAAACAACAGUUCAAUAUGAGUUCAGGCAGAGCGCUUCAAAUAAUAACUCCUGUAAAUCAGAAAUUCGAAAUAAAUUUAGACGAUUUCAAGCGAAUUCUCGAAGUUGAUCAAAUAAAGGAUCGAAAUGUUGUGAUUGUUUCUGUUGCUGGUGCAUUUCGAAAGGGAAAAAGUUUUCUAUUGAACUUUUUCUUGAAAUAUUUAAACGCUCAGUACAAAAAACAUGAUGUGUCUGAUUGGUUGGGCGAAAAAGAAACUGGCAAUAGAUUGAUCGGAUUUGAGUUUGCGGGUGGUCGUCAGGCUAAGACCAGUGGAAUUUGGAUAUGGUCCGAAAUAUUCAUACAUGAUUUCGCAAACGGUGAAAAAGUGGCGAUCAUGCUAAUGGAUACACAAGGAAUCUUCGAUAGUCGAACAUCAUUGAAGAAUAAUACAACAAUUUUUGCAAUCAGCAUGAUGCUAUCGUCGGUUCAAUGCUAUAAUGUCAUGCAAAACAUCCAAGAAGACGAUUUGCAACAUUUGGAACUAUUUACAGAGUACGGUCUACUUGCGCUCAAUAAGUCGAAUGAAAAGGCUUUUCAGAAUUUGCUCUUCAUUGUUCGUGAUUGGCCCAAUGCAUUUCAGAAAGACACACCCUAUGGAGAUGGCAAAUUUUUUCUUGAUGAACUAUUGACUGAAAGUGCAAGUCACACAUCCGAAAUGACACAUUUGAGAAGACGAAUCAAGUCGAGCUUUGAAAGAGUAUGCGCAUAUUUGAUGCCUAGCCCGGGUUCUGCCGUCGCAACUGGACGAAAUAUUAAUGGAGAUUUGAGUCAAAUUGACGCUGAAUUCAUUGAACAUUUGAAGAAACUGGUACCAUCAAUUUUUGCACCAGAGCAUCUGAUUCCGAAAAAAAUCAACGGACAGAAAAUACGAGCCCGUGAUUUGGCCACAUUUUUACAAAAUUAUAUGAGCAUUUUCAACAGUGAUACUUUGCCAGAGCCACAGACAGUUAUAGCGGCAACAGCAUCAGCACUUCUUCUUGUACUGUGCACUGACUGUUUCAACUCCUAUGACGAAGCGAUGACACGAAAAUUCAAAGAGAAAUCGAAAAAUGAAAGUGAACCAUAUUUCUUGCCAUUAGAUUUGAAAAUGACUCAUGACGAAGCCAAAGCCCAAUCGAUGUCUCAGUUUGUGUUAAAACAAAAGCUUGGUGCCACAGCAUUAAUUGAAAAAUUCCAAACUGAACUUGCAAAAAAGAUUGCUGACAAGUACAAUUCUUUUUCUGAGGACAACAAUAAAAAUACAAGCGCAUUCAAAACUAGAGUGGUGGCAGACCUUCGUGUCUUACACACAGAGUGCAUCGCAUCUUAUAUCAGCGCAAUGGAAAAAUCACUCAAUCAAAGCAAUCCACUUAGUAAACAUGAUCUGCAUCAAAUCCAUGGAAAUGAGUCCAAAGUAUCAACUUCCAAGUUUGAGAACACCCGGAAAUUUGGCAGCGACGAAUUGAUCGAAACUUUUCGCAGUAAGCUUGGGAAUGACAUCAAUGUGCUAUUCAUGAAAUAUGAUCGUCAAAAUGAUGAGGCACGCCAAGUCAUCCAAAAUUUGAAAAAAAAAUCAGAAGAAGAACAAGCAAGGGCCAUAGAACUGAUUAAGGCUGAGGAGAUGGAUAGAAAGAUCAAAGAAGGGCAAGCCGAUUUGAUGAAUUCUCAAUUGAUAGAUACAUGUGUAACCUCAUAUAUGUCUUCAGUGCAGACAUCACUCGCUGGUGAAAACCAAUUUUUCACCCAAUCGGAACUGGAGGAAAUUCACAAGAAUGCCAAAAAAGAUGCCGUGUCAAUGUUCGAACGAGAUCACGAUAAAAAUGGAAGCAGUACAAAUAUGUUAGUAUCCCGCUUGCAGAGUGACCUGGAUAGGAAUUUCAUGCAAUUUAUAUUACAAAACGAUAACAAGCGAAGACAAAAGGAGGCUGCUGAUGAGAACGAAAGAAUGAGAGAUCAAAUGGAAAGAAUGCGCGCAGAAUUGAAAGCUGUCAAAAACCAAGGUACAGGAUCCUCCUGUCAAAUAUUGUAAUACCCCUUUCGGAUCAAUGACGCGAUUUUUCGUAAAAUUUGGAUACAAC
Contarinia nasturtii (swede midge) is the source of this 2152-nucleotide messenger RNA. RefSeq names its product atlastin-like. Gene Ontology annotation, molecular function: GTP binding; GTPase activity. Bases 73 to 2103 code for a protein of 676 amino acids. The transcript has 9 exons. The record is from RefSeq and is a predicted model, not a curated record. NCBI's taxonomy places the organism in Eukaryota, Metazoa, Arthropoda, Insecta, Diptera, Cecidomyiidae.